Messenger RNA from Ctenopharyngodon idella (grass carp), 2993 nucleotides. It is a transcript of the gene stk38l, whose product is annotated as serine/threonine kinase 38 like. NCBI's taxonomy places the organism in Eukaryota, Metazoa, Chordata, Actinopteri, Cypriniformes, Xenocyprididae. The record is from RefSeq and is a predicted model, not a curated record. The coding region runs from base 229 to 1623 and encodes 464 amino acids. The transcript is spliced from 14 exons. Gene Ontology annotation, biological process: peptidyl-serine phosphorylation; intracellular signal transduction. Gene Ontology annotation, molecular function: protein serine/threonine kinase activity; ATP binding.
CUUGAUUUGUCAGAGUGAGCGUGUGUGGGGAGGUGGGUCAGAGUCAGCGCAGCUCCGCCGCAGCGCUCAACAAACAUCAGCCUGAAUAGAGAAUAAACAUGAGCGAUCACUGAGCGACUCUGUCUGCCUACUCAUCUGACGGCCAUUCAGUUGGCUUUAUUUUAUCCUUAUUUUGAUCCUCGGGUAUCCGGCAAACUGUCUAAUCUGGAGGAGGACGGGGAGCCCAGCAUGGCCAUGACGGGAGGCAUGGCAGCGCCCCUCCCGAUGAGCAACCAUACACGUGAGAGAGUCACCGUGGCCAAACUGACGCUGGAGCACUUCUACAGCACCCUGCUCACCCAGCAUGAGGAGCGGGAGAUGAGGCAGAAGAAGCUGGAGAAGGUGAUGGAUGAGGAGGGUUUACCUGAUGAAGAGAAGAGUAUGAGGCGCUCUCUGCACGCUCGUAAGGAGACAGAGUUUCUGCGGCUCAAAAGGACCCGCCUUGGUCUCGAUGACUUUGAGUCCCUCAAAGUGAUUGGGAGAGGAGCGUUUGGAGAGGUGCGCCUGGUUCAGAAAAAGGACACGGGUCACAUUUAUGCCAUGAAGAUCCUCAGAAAAGCAGACAUGUUAGAGAAAGAGCAGGUGGCUCAUAUCCGGGCCGAGAGAGAUAUCCUGGUGGAGGCUGAUGGCGCCUGGGUAGUAAAGAUGUUCUACAGCUUUCAAGAUAAACGCAAUCUGUAUCUCAUCAUGGAGUUUCUGCCUGGAGGAGAUAUGAUGACUCUGCUGAUGAAGAAAGAUACUCUGUCAGAAGAAGCUACGCAGUUUUAUAUCGCAGAGACGGUUCUGGCCAUUGACUCCAUUCACCAGCUUGGCUUCAUUCACAGAGACAUCAAACCUGACAACUUGCUGCUUGACUCCCGGGGCCAUGUCAAACUGUCUGACUUUGGCCUCUGCACAGGCUUGAAGAAGGCCCAUCGGACUGAAUUUUACCGGAACCUUACACACAACCCUCCCAGUGACUUCUCUUUCCAAAACAUGAAUUCAAAACGGAAAGCAGAAACAUGGAAGAAGAACCGAAGACAGCUGGCAUAUUCAACCGUCGGGACGCCAGACUAUAUCGCUCCUGAGGUCUUCAUGCAGACGGGCUACAACAAGCUGUGUGACUGGUGGUCUCUUGGAGUGAUAAUGUAUGAGAUGUUGAUAGGCUACCCACCCUUCUGUUCCGAGACACCACAGGAAACCUACAGGAAGGUCAUGAAUUGGCGAGAAACGCUAAUUUUCCCCCCAGAAGUCCCCAUUUCAGAGAGAGCCAAGGACUUAAUCCUUAGGUAUUGCACAGAUGCAGAAAACAGGAUUGGAUCAGGAAGUGUAGAUGAAAUCAAAUCCCACCCUUUCUUUGAGUCCGUGGACUGGGAGCAUAUCAGAGAGAGACCUGCUGCUAUUUCCAUUGACAUCAAGAGCAUUGAUGAUACAUCCAACUUUGACGACUUUCCAGAGUCAGAUAUUCUACAGCCAGUGACGAAUGUAACAGAACCAGACUUUAAGUCCAAGGACUGGGUUUUCCUCAACUACACCUACAAACGAUUCGAGGGACUGACACAGCGUGGCACUAUCCCCACUUACAUGAAGGCGGGCAAGGCGUGAAACUGGCACUGAGGGUCUGGAAGAGAAGGAUUAGAAUGUAAAUGACAAUUCAUAUGCAGAUGUCUGCAGAUGAAAAGCUUAUGCACUGCCGCUUUGUGCUACACAGUAGACCUGUUCUCAGAGGAGUCCCUGGUGACGAUAAAAAGGAAAAUGAAAAAAAAAAAAAAAAAAGCAUAAUAAUUAUAUGGCCAAACAUAUGGAGAGACUCUCUUGUCCUGCUGCUCAGCUAAAAGGAGACACAAAGGUUGUCCAAAUGCUUUUCAACACUGGAUUAAACAGGGUCGCAGAUUUACAAAAGGGAAGCGUAUACAUCACUGAAGCCUUAUGUUCAGAAAACAGAGGAUGUUUUAACCUCAAACCUCUUAGGUGACAAAACUGCAAUAAAGUUGAUUUCUCUUAGUCACUUUUUAGCUUCUUUCCCCCAGGAAGUUGAGAAUCUGUAUAGACCCAAAUGAGAUGCACAUUGUUUGACAUACUGUAUACUGUUAUAAUAUAGUUAACUACCUGAUGCUGAAUAUUUCCCACAAGUGUAUUUGUGCAGUUGUUUUGUUGUAAGAUUGCAAUCUACCUAGAAGAAACUUGAAGAAGAGAUGAACUUGGGGUUUCUGUUUAUGUCAGUGCCAGUGAGCAGCCAGCCCUCCUCUUCCUGUUCCUGUGCAUUUCAUUCACCCAAAGUGAUGUAGUUGAUUCAUUUUUGUUUGAGUGUGAGCUUUGUUCACCUAUGCAACCAUUUUUGUAUUUCUGUUGUAACAUAUGCAAGAUGUAGCUUCAAUCAGUGGUUUUUAAGGGAAGAUCAAUCAUGAUAAAAACUUGCACUCCCAAGUUUUACAAAUCUACAGGGUUUAAAAGGAUAAAGGUAAUCUGCUAAUUUGCAAGAAUAUAUUAGUAUAUUUCCUGAAAAAUUAACAAAAUGGACAAAACUUUAACCAAAUAAUGACUACAUAAUGGUCAGUAAAGAACAUAAAUUGGUGAGUGAAUUUCCAGUGUAUGUUGUGUUUAAAGAAUAGAAGUAUUAGUGAUAUAGAAAGGUUAUGGUUGCUGAAGUUUUUGCGUUAUUGUUCACGGAGUAAAAGACAUCACAGCCAGUAACAUAAUACAGCACUCUGAUAAUACGCUCAUCCAAAUUUAAACAUCUCUUACUAGCUGUCUAAGUUGUUGAGGAUAUUUAGUGAUUGGACAUCUGCUGUUGUGCAUGACUACAAAUUACUGGCCUAAUAGAAAGGCUGAAGAGAGAGCAAAUGCUGUAGCUUAUGUGUAAAAGAUUGGUGCUGGGGGGUUUUAUUUAAUAUAUUCACUUAUGUUAAUUUGUUAUUUGUUGAAUGGUGUAAAAAUGUAAAAGCAAGAAAUAAAUGUUAAAAAUCUGGAAAGAC